Molecule: messenger RNA, 1497 nt
Organism: Nestor notabilis (Kea)
Lineage: Eukaryota; Metazoa; Chordata; Aves; Psittaciformes; Psittacidae
Gene: ATAD1
Product: ATPase family, AAA domain containing 1
Exons: 9
Coding region: 19-1206 (395 amino acids)
Cellular component (GO): mitochondrial outer membrane
Molecular function (GO): ATP hydrolysis activity; ATP binding
Source: RefSeq, a predicted model, not a curated record
GGAAAUAGUUCUUAUAGAAUGCUGUUUAAAUAUAAGGUAGAUGUUCUCUCAUCUUUAAUUUUCUUUCUUUCUGUCCCUCCCUCCUUGCACUUUUUUACACUUAGUUUGAGAGGCAAAAUGGUCCAUGCUGAAGCAUUUUCACGUCCCCUGAGCCGGAAUGAAGUGGUUGGAUUAAUUUUUCGUUUAACCAUAUUUGGUGCUGUAACAUAUUUUACCAUUAAGUGGAUGGUUGAUGCCAUUGAUCCAACCAGAAAGCAAAAAGUAGAAGCUCAGAAACAGGCUGAAAAACUAAUGAAGCAAAUUGGAGUGAAAAAUGUCAAGCUUAGCGAAUACGAAAUGAGUAUUGCUGCACAUCUCGUAGACCCGCUUAGCAUGCAUGUAACCUGGAGUGACAUUGCUGGCUUAGAUGAUGUUAUUACAGAUUUGAAAGACACUGUCAUUUUGCCCAUCAAGAAGAAAUAUUUGUUUGAGAAUUCCAGGCUCUUACAGCCACCAAAAGGAGUACUUCUCUAUGGCCCUCCUGGUUGUGGCAAAACACUGAUCGCCAAAGCUACAGCAAAAGAAGCAGGCUGUCGAUUUAUUAAUCUCCAGCCUUCAACACUGACAGACAAAUGGUAUGGAGAGUCUCAAAAACUGGCUGCUGCUGUCUUCUCUCUUGCUAUAAAGCUCCAGCCAUCCAUCAUUUUUAUUGAUGAAAUAGAUUCCUUCUUGCGAAGUCGAUCAAGUUCUGACCAUGAAGCUACAGCUAUGAUGAAAGCUCAGUUCAUGAGUCUGUGGGAUGGUCUGGACACAGAUUAUAACUGCCAAGUAAUAGUGAUGGGAGCCACCAACCGUCCUCAGGAUCUGGACUCUGCAAUCAUGAGAAGAAUGCCAACCCGGUUUCACAUCAACCAACCUGCUCUGAAACAAAGAGAAGCAAUCUUGAAGCUAAUUUUGAAGAAUGAAAAUGUGGACAGGCAUGUAGAUCUCCUGGAAGUUGCUAAAGAGACUGAUGGCUUCUCAGGAAGUGAUCUGAAAGAAAUGUGCCGGGAUGCAGCACUCCUCUGUGUCAGGGAAUAUGUUAAUUCUGCCUGUGAAGAAGAGACCCAUGAUGAAGAUGAAAUCCGGCCUGUACAGCAGCAGGAUCUCCACAGGGCAAUUGAGAAGAUGAGAAAAUCCAAGGAUGCCACACUGCAGAAUGUUUUGAUGCACGUUAGUUUAGAUUAAGACAAAAGAGUGUGUUUGCAGUUUCUGGUGUGAUUUAGGUUGACUUCUGUAAUUGGUUAGCAAAAAUAAUGUCAGGGGGUGGGAGCGGGGAUGUUCCUUAAAUAAGGGAGUUCUGUUUCUGGAAUUGUUUUUAUACAACAAAUUCUAAGUUAUUGAAAUCUCGUCAUGCACAACUAGGAGUGUAACAAUAGAUCAUGAAGUGGAACAAUUAUAGCCCAGACCAAGAGCAACUGCCUGUGUCUUGUCCCAUAAUCGAUACACGGUAUAGCCUUAAAGGAGGUUCUGAUGUGG